Messenger RNA from Trametes versicolor FP-101664 SS1, 1538 nucleotides. RefSeq lists its product as uncharacterized. Lineage: Eukaryota; Fungi; Basidiomycota; Agaricomycetes; Polyporales; Polyporaceae. The coding region runs from base 210 to 1454 and encodes 414 amino acids. The record is from RefSeq and is a predicted model, not a curated record. The transcript is spliced from 2 exons.
CAUCUCUCCGGUCGCACCAUGGGCAAAUGGUCUGUGCUGUGGACAUAGGGCGCCGUACAUCGCUAAACAACCUUCCUUUUUACAGGACGCUAGAGCACCACGAUGAAGUUCUUCGCAACAAGAUCAAAAACAUGGCGUGAGCACUGGCGCAGGCCACAUUGGUCACCUUCCCAGACUGACAACGAUGUAGCCAAGGAGCGGUCAAGCGGAUGAGCAUGGAGAAGGAAAGCCCUUCAAUUACGUAUGAAGCUUUCGUAGAGGACCUAGACGAAGGCGACGCCUUUACGGCGUCUCUAUUUGACAUCCUGGUCAAGGAACUGGCGGAGCGUCGAACGCGGCCUGACCCUGCCGACCGACGCUUUAUAUCUGAACGAACCGCCAAGGCAUUAAACAUGCAGGCUGCAUCCCGCAUCUAUAACACCGCCCACAGCAGUCGCCGAAGUCGGACGGCUCGACGCAGCCUCCCCGUACUCCCCCCGCGAUACAGCGCUUUCCAUGACGCUCUUUCCGAAUCAGAUGGUGACGAAGACUACGGCACCGCGCUCAACAAUCCGGGGCCCUUCGAAGGAGCGAGGAUCAAUACCGAUCUAUACGAUGCGUAUUUCCCGUCCACUAUCGACUUGCCUGCGACCCUAUCGCGCCGAACAACCUCGGACGUAGAGUCUCCUCCCCCUCUUCCCCCCAUCUCCUCAAUGGACCCGUCCAGCACUACUAGGAGACGGAGCAGUCCGCGUACACAGUCGCCUCCGACGGCUCGAUCCAUCUGGUACUCAGGCCUUGGCGGCGCUAGCUCCUCCUCGUUGACCCGGCAACCUACUAUCCGUCGCCCCUACCACUCUCGCACGACAGAUUUCAACGAGUUCACUUCUCGUCGCCGGUCUGCGAUAAGGAGCAACACCGCAGAAGAAGACGGCCCUCGCACGGACUCUGCGGAUACAGCGGUCAGACCGAGUUUAUUUGGGUCUCGAACCUCCUCCCUGGUGGAUGAAUCGUCCACGCACGGUAUCCGGUCAUGGUCAACUGCGCGCCGCCGUUCAAUAGCUACGCAACUUGGCCGUACCCACGGAGGCAACGCUGAAACGCCGUCCACCACGACUAGCGAAUGGCCAAGCGCGAGCUCAAGUACCCGCGGCCCUAGUUCAUCACAGCUAUGGUACUCCCUGACCUCUCCGCUUGUGCCCCCUCCCGCUUCUGUUGGUGCCCCUGGUCCAAGCCCUGCUGACAGCGACGGCGAGCGACCUCAAGUGGUUGCCCCUCGACUGCGGCGGGGCGGGCUUCGUCCCCCCGAAAUGGUGCUGGUACAUCAUCACGACACGACCCACCCUGACGGCUUUCAUGUCCUUCCACCCCCAUCUGCUACGGUACCCGUUUCCGGAGGCUCUGAAUCCCCACCCCAGUAUGACGGCGUGACUAUGUUGCACAGUACGGACCCGUCGGCGGAUGAUUCGCGGUAGAUUGGUGUUGUAUCGGUUUUUGUGUCCAUGUAGCUCUACUUCCUCCCUGUACUACGCUAUCGGUCUCGCUGUUAUGCCAUGCGC